Molecule: messenger RNA, 2826 nt
Organism: Coffea arabica (coffee)
Lineage: Eukaryota; Viridiplantae; Streptophyta; Magnoliopsida; Gentianales; Rubiaceae
Source: RefSeq, a predicted model, not a curated record
AUGCGUCACGCACAUUUCCUUUUGAUUCUCAAAUCCAAGUAUAAGUUGUAUACUGCAGAUGAAUAUGACAAAAUAGUUUGUGCUGAGAUACCUGACAAAAAGAAAUUUCCUCAUCUAUAUAAAAUGGUAGUUAAGCAUAUACAUCAUGGUCCUUGUGGUUCAGCAAAUCCACAGAAUGUCUGCAUGAAAAAAAAUGGAUUCUGUAAAAACUCUUAUCCAAAAGAAUUCUGCAAUGCAACUAUUCAAGUAGCUGAUGCAUAUCCAAAGUAUAGGCGCAGAGAUAAUGGCAUCAAAGUUAAAGUGAGAAAUGUAUGGCUCAAUAAUCGCUGGGUUGUCCCUUAUAGCGCCUAUCUACUUGCAAAAAUUGACUGCCACAUUAACAUUGAUAUAUGUUCGACAGUAAAGGCAAUCAAAUAUAUAUACAAGUACAUUUGUAAGGGACAUGACAGAACCAGCUUUCGAGUUGUAGCUGAUAGUCCACAUUGUGAGAUUGAUAAAAUCAAACAGUAUGUGUCAGCAAGAUGGAUAUCCCCUCCAGAGGCUACUUGGAGAAUUUACAGGUUUCCAACUAGCGAGAUAAAGCCAGCUGUUAUUCACUUACAGUUGCAUCUGGAAAACCAGCAACCGAUGAGCUUCAAGAAGAACACUGAUCUGCCUAAUGUUGUCAAUAAUGGUCAACUAAGAAAAACAAUGUUAACUGAAUUCUUUUACGUGAACAGAAUGAACAAGGAAGUUGAGGAUCUGAAUUACACCUAUGUGGAAUUUUCAGAACAUUUUGUUUGGAGUCCGAGCCAAAGAAUGUGGAAAAUUUGUGAGCAGAGAGAUUCUAUAGGUAGAAUAGUUGUUGCACAUCCUGGUAAAGGUGAAAGAUAUUAUCUAAGAUUGUUAUUGACAAAAGUCAGAUGUCCAACAUCAUUUGCAGAUCUCAGAACUUUUGCUGAAGUUCAGGUGCAGACUUUCCGUGAAGCAGCAUUGUUAAGGGGAUUACUGGAGGAUGAUAACAGCCAGGAACUUUGUUUGCAAGAAGCUUCUCACUUUCAUAUACCAUAUGAAAUGAGAAGAUUGUUUGCAACACUCCUGGUUUAUUCAAGUCCCAAUAAUCCGCCAUCAUUGUGGUCUAAAUUUGAAGAUGUUAUGUCUGAAGACUUUCUUAGAUGCAAAACUUUAACAGCAAGUCAAGUUAGAACAAAGGUGCUUGAUCAAAUAAAUGGCUUCUUACAGUCUAUGGGGAAAAAUAUUUCUUCAUUCAACUUGUACCCACUUGAUUUCUCAAUGGAUGAUAUGGAAAGUCAGACAAGGGAGUUAAAUGCAGAAAGAAAUAUAAGUGUUGCAGCAGCUGAUUUGGAUACUUGUGCUUUGCUGAAUCAAAAGCAAAAAGAAGCAUUUAAUGUCAUCUGUGAAAAAGUUUACACCAACAAAAGUGGUGCUUUCUUCGUUGAUGGUCCGGGAGGUACCGGAAAAACCUUUUUAUAUCAUGCAUUACUCGCUGAUAUAAGAUCAAAAGGUCAUGUUGCACUUGCUACCGCAACAUCUGGAAUAGCUGCUUCAAUUCUUCCAGGAGGGAGAACAGCUCACUCGCGAUUCAAAAUUUCAAUAGAUAUUUCUGAUGGAGGAACUUGUCGGAUUAGUAAGCAGAGCUCUCUAGUAACUUUGAUCAAAGAAUCAAAGCUAAUCAUUUGGGAUGAGACUCCAAUGUCUAAACGAGCAGCUAUUGAAGCAUUGGAUGAUAUGCUUAGAGACAUCAUGAACUCAAACAAAAUUUUUGGAGAAAAGGUAGUAGUUUUUGGAGGUGAUUUCAGGCAAACAUUACUGAUUGUUCGUAGUGGAACAAAGGCUGAAACAAUUAAUGCUUGCUUCAUUAAUUCGUCUUUGUGGCCUCACUUGCAAAAGUUACAAUUAACUGAAAACAUGAGAGCAAAAUCAAAUCCAUUGUUUACACAGUUUAUAUUGGAAUCUUCAAUUAUGAUCAAAUACACCAAUGAAGUUGAUUCACUUGAAAGACUGAAGGAUGCUGUCUAUCCUGAUAUUAACACUAUAUCAGAAAAUGCAGCUUUGUCGUUGAACAGAGCAAUAUUGACAACAAAAAACCACUUUGCUGAGUAUGGUGAUUUCCUUAACACAUUAAGUCCGAGUGGUUUGCCUCCUCACAAGCUUGUGCUUAAGCCACAUGCACCAAUAAUUUUGUUACGAAAUCUUGAUCCAACUGAAGGGCUAUGCAAUGGAACAAGACUGAUCUGCAAGUCCUUGACUAAAAAUGUCAUUCAUGCAGAAAUAGCAGUUGGUCACUUUGCUGGCAAGAAGGUCUUCAUACAUAGGAUUCCUUUGCAACCUACAAAUGAUGACCAAUACCCUGUUCCUUACAAAAGGACUCAAUUUCCUGUUCGUUUAUGUUUUACUAUGACUAUUAACAAAUCUCAAGAACAGACACUUGAUUUUGUUGGUCUCUAUCUGAAGGAACAUGUCUUUUCACAAGGACAAUUAUAUGUUGCAUUGUCCCGUGCCAAAACAUCAAAUGCUAUUCGGGUUUUGAUUAAACCAGAGUACUUUAGCUUAGAUGAUAUUGAUUGCAUAAAAAAUAUAGCUUAUAGAGAAAUAUUGGAUCAUUCUUGUUACGACAGAAUGAGCAGGCGUUUAUUCGACAUACUUGAUAUCAAUAAACAAACUGGACCAUGGACCGUCCUUGUUCAGGUUGUUGAAAGAGGAAAUGUACAUGUAGCACGUACUGCACCAUACAAAAAAUUCCGUCGAUUCUUGUUGACUGAUUCUCAGAUUUCUACACCAGUCUCCGGCACACAGCAAUACUUGAACAGUUCUCGGGUGAAGUGA